AUGGAGGCUAAAUGGUCAAGUAGUGGCUCUCAUGCUUGGAGGAGCAUCUUACAUGGAAGGGAGGUUUUGCUUAGGGGCUGCCAAUGGAGGAUUGGAAAUGGGAAGGCAGUGAGUAUAUGGCAAGACCAUUGGCUGCCAAGGAAAAAUAUGCCACAAGUUCAAUCACAUAAGGUGGACACAAUGGCUGAUGCUAAAGUGGAGAUCUUGAUUAAUGGAGACACAAGGCACAACGGAGUGUACUCAAGCAAGUCCAGGUACAGAUUUUUGAAGGCUGAAACACAGGCUGAACGGGAUGAUGAGCAGAUGGAGCAUGACAGAAUUUUGUGGCGGACAAUCUGGUCUCUACAGGUACCGAACAAAAUCAAGAACUUGGUGUGGCGAGCUUGUAGGAACUCGUUGCCAACUAAAGAGACUCUGGUGAGGCGAACUAUCAUCGAAAAUCCAACAUGUGACCACUGUAAACAUGACCCCGAAUCAGCACUUCAUGCGCUCUGGAAUUGUAGCAAACUGGAUGUGGAAUUGCUCUCAUGGCUCAUCACAAAGGAUCGCAGCUUGGAGCUGUUUGCAACGUCGGUGUGGCUUAUUUGGACCCAAAGGAAUCAGGUGCGUGUGAGCCAACCAAUCUUAAAUGUCCAUCAAAUUCCGUCGUUGGCAAAGGAGCGUGUAGCUGAGUUUGCAGCCACCCAACCCGAGCCUUUCAUCACUCGACUUGCUCUCUCUGGUUUCCGGGCUAAGUGGCAUCCUCCACAUCCUAAACUGGUGAAGAUAAAUUGUGGCGGAGCUGUCUUCAAGGAGCAGAAAAAAUCGGGUUAUGGAGUAGUGAUCCAAGACAGCAAUGGUUUAGUCUUGGCCUCUAUGUCUAAACUCUCACCAUAA
Molecule: messenger RNA, 876 nt
Organism: Quercus robur (English oak)
Lineage: Eukaryota; Viridiplantae; Streptophyta; Magnoliopsida; Fagales; Fagaceae
Exons: 3
Coding region: 1-876 (291 amino acids)
Source: RefSeq, a predicted model, not a curated record